Molecule: messenger RNA, 1896 nt
Organism: Condylura cristata (star-nosed mole)
Lineage: Eukaryota; Metazoa; Chordata; Mammalia; Eulipotyphla; Talpidae
Gene: RAD9B
Product: RAD9 homolog B (S. pombe)
Exons: 11
Coding region: 178-1422 (414 amino acids)
Biological process (GO): DNA replication checkpoint signaling; DNA repair; cellular response to ionizing radiation
Cellular component (GO): checkpoint clamp complex
Source: RefSeq, a predicted model, not a curated record
CGCCUGACGGGGGCCCGCACGGGCCCUUCCCCGCCGAAAAGCGAAGCUGGCGCCUGAGAGUUCCUGCAGGCGGACGCAGGCUGCGACCGUGCAGCGCGGAGAUGCGCGGGCAACAUCCGGGCACCGGCGGCCGUCGACCUGAGGGACGCCGCGUGACCCGCUGCGGCGCCCGCGGCCAUGCUGAAGUGCGCGAUGAGCGGCAGUCACGUGAAAGUAUUUGGAAAAGCAAUCCAAGCUCUUUCACGAAUUAGUGAUGAGCUGUGGCUAGAUCCAUCUGAACAAGGUCUUGCUCUAAGAUCUGUGAAUUCCUGUCGGUCAGCAUAUGGAUGUAUCGUCUUCUCUCCUGUGUUUUUUCAACAUUAUCAAUGGACAACCCCAGCGAAAAUGAAUGAUAAUGAUAAAGCAUCAAAUUUAAAUUGCAAACUGGGAAUGAAAUCAAUCCUGCCCAUCUUUAGAUGUCUGAAUUCCCUCGAAAGAAAUGUAGAGAGAUGCAAAAUAUUCACCAGAUCUGAUACAUGCAAAGUAGUUAUUCAGUUCUUCUACAAACAUGGUGUUAAAAGAACUCAUAAUGUGUGUUUUGAAGAAAGUCAACCUUUGCAAGUUAUUUUUGAAAAGAAUAUGUGCACUAAUACACUAAUGAUUCAGCCAAGAGUGCUUGCUGAUGCAAUUGUUCUUUUUACAUCGAGUCAAGAGGAAAUUACCCUUGCUGUUACUCCACUAAAUGUUUGCCUUAAGAGUUCUAAUGAGGAAUCAAUGGAUUUGACCAAUUCUCUGUACAGUGAGAUGCUUGUUGGGCCAGACGAGUUUGACAUCUUUCAAAUUGGAGUUGACACUGAAAUAACAUUUUGCUUCAAGGAACUGAAGGGAAUGCUGACAUUUUCAGAAGCUGUACAUGCUCCUGUAUCUAUUCAUUUUGACGUUCCUGGGAAACCUAUGGCUCUAAGUAUUAACGAUAUGUUAUUGGAAGCUAACUUUAUUUUGGCUACAUUGGCUGAUGAGCCAAGCAGAGCAUCUUCUCCACAAUCGUCGUGUCUUUCACAAAAGCGAAAAAGGUCUGAUCUGCCACGUUCAAAUUCAAACACUGGUGAAAAUGUAACCAGCAAGGCCACACCAGAGUAUAUAGCAAGAAAAACAACAGCUAAAAGAUUCUGUCCUACAGAGACACCCCCAGUGUCUGCACUGGCAAACUGUGGCAGCCCAGCAGUGAAAAAGACAAUGGGAGAAGUCUGUGAAGUUGCAGAAAGCAGCGUCAGCGACACGGAGGAAGCGCCUGGCUCCCCUUACCUCAGGAAGUUUUCUUGCAUGUUCUUUGGAGCCGUUUCUCCUGAUCAGCGAGAACACCGCAGCCACCCUUUUGGGAGUCUCGCCACAGCGAGCGACAGUGAUGAGGACACGAAUAACGGCAGUUUCUCCGCAGUCUAACACUCUGGUGGCCAUUUGCUGGGGCAGUUGCACCGCAACCAUGAUCUCAUACUUAGUACAUAAAGCUAGAAAUUAUCUCGGAUCGCCUGAAAUGGAGAAUGGGCUUGUUUAAAACAUCUUGUAUACCCACAUACCUAACCCGAGCUGCUCGUCAGGUGUAGGUAACUCACUCAAGUCCACUGUACUACUUCAGAGCAGGAGUUAGUUAUGCAGGGAAAACUCAUUAGACCCAUUACCCUCACGCUGGAGCGCUUUGCUCUGCCGGCUUUAUAAAGGCAACUCCAGUAGCCACUUGGAGUGUGUCAACAUGGCUUGUAGUUUUGCGACUUGAAAGUAGGUAGGUUUGGUAUUUGAUUGCAAACAUUUGCUUGUUGGUGCUUUCAAACAUAGUAAAAACUUAUGCAGUCUUUUCUCACUUAAUGUCAUGCCUUUUUUUGUGCUUUGGUUUUUAUAUUUUAAGGUUUUUAAAAUAGC